Molecule: messenger RNA, 3108 nt
Organism: Papilio xuthus (Asian swallowtail)
Lineage: Eukaryota; Metazoa; Arthropoda; Insecta; Lepidoptera; Papilionidae
Gene: Corin
Product: corin serine peptidase
Exons: 16
Coding region: 71-3106 (1011 amino acids)
Biological process (GO): proteolysis
Cellular component (GO): membrane
Molecular function (GO): serine-type endopeptidase activity; protein binding
Source: RefSeq, a predicted model, not a curated record
GCGUCACGCGUCACGCGCAACGCUACACCCGCCACUCGCAGCGCAAUCCAAUAGAUGAGGAGGAAGCACGAUGGCCUCCUUCAAAGACUGGCUGACGGUGACGUGGGCGCAGAGCGGCAUGCAGCUUCAGCCGGCCGCAGCAGACGAUCCCGAUUCCGUCAGGAACCGGUGCGGGCGCGCCGGCAGCCUAGCGGUGACGCCGGGCGAGAGGCUGCUGGAGCUGCUGCGGCCGAGCGCGCCCUCUGACACACCUGCGCCACGCCGCCACUCCACCGCCGCGUGCGCGCCACCUCCGCGCCCCGCCGGCUUCGUGUACUGCCCCUCCGAUGCGCUGCCCUACUGCCCGCCUUCGAGACUGGCGCCGCCCAGAUCACAUGUAAAGCUACCUCCGCCGCCGCAGGCGUCACCCGUACAACCUCCUCCGGUACCACAGCGCACGGUACCCGCGGUGAAUCCGGCGGCGUUGCCCGUGCCCCCCACUGCGGUGCCGGCUCCUUUGGCAGUGCACCGCGCUGCGACCCCGGUACCUCUGGCUGUGCCCCCGCCAGCGCCACCGCGCCGCUCGUCACCGCAGCCGCCCCGCCGCGUACCACCGCCGACUCCCCCGCGGCCCGCACAACCAGCUCCGCCGCCGACCGAUCCCAACGGCAACCGGCGCACGGUGCCCCCGACCCCGACGCCGACGCAGCCGUCGAAGCUCGACUGCAACAAGAAUCCGCAGCCGCCGCCCCUCAGGAGGCCGCCACAGAAGAUGCCGGACACACCGUAUACGCCGCCGCAGAACCAGAUCAAGCGCUCCCCGAGCUCUGGCUCCAACAUCAGCGUGCGCCAGGACUCUAACGUGUCCUCGGACUCGUUCAGCCAGACCUCCUCGCCCUCCUACACCACCAAGACUAUGGAGGCGCCGCUACUCCCGCACCAGAACGUCAACAAGAGCCUCAACGCUAAGAUAGCGCGUGGCCUGUUGCUGAAGGAGCAGCAGGACAAGGAGUCCGCGAGCACUUCCAUCACAAAGAGCAUGUCGACGCCGGCCUCGCUGCAGACCAUAGUCAGGUUCCAGAACGGCAGCAACAUGUCGUUGCACCACCGGAUGCUGCGGGACAUGCGGGGGGCGGGCGGCGAGGCCACGGGGCACAGGUUCCGGCUGGUACAACUUGUGCUCAACGCGGUGGCACUGCUCGCCAUAACUGCAGCGCUCUUCGCAUACUUCCGAGCCAAUCCCGCCGUGCAGUACGUAUCGCAAGUAGUGAACCGGUCGGUGAUAGUACCGUGGCCGGCGCCGGCGGAGCCCCCGGGUGCGCGCAAUCCCGCGCCCGGCGUCUGCCUGCCCGUCAUCGUCUCCUUCUGCCACCAGCAUCGCAUCUCCUACAACUUUACAGUCUUCCCUAACUACAUCGGCCACUUCGGCCAAAGGGACGCUCAACAGGAUUUGGAGAUCUAUGACGCGGUGGUGGACGUGCGGUGCUACGAGCUGACGGCGCUGUUUCUGUGCUCGCUGUUCGUGCCCAAGUGCGGCCCACUCGGCCACAUGGUGCGCCCCUGCCGCAGCCUCUGCCAAGAAACAAUGCGGCGGUGCGGGUUCUUCCUGGAAGUUUUCGGACUGUCGAUGCCUGACUACCUGCAGUGCGAGAUAUUUCCGGAGUCCACGGACACAGACGUCUGCCUCGGCAACAAAGAGGUCAAAGAGGCUCGGAUUAGGGCCGCUAAACCGGUGUGCCCGAGCGGGUUCCAGUGCGACGUGCGGCGCUGCAUUCCGCACGACUGGCGCUGCGACGGGCACGUGGACUGCGCCGACCGCUCCGACGAGCUCAACUGCCGCGUCUGCAAGCAUGGCGCCGACCUGCACUGCGGCAACCAGCGCUGCGUCUCCCAGGUGCACCUUUGCGACGGCCGCGUCGACUGCCCCUGGGGACAGGACGAGAGGAAUUGCCUGCGGCUGAGCGAGGCGACGGGCGACGUGGGGCGCGGUGAGCUGCAGGUGUACCGUGCCGCCAAUCAGUCCUGGUUUCCCGCCUGCAUCGCCGCUCGCGCGCUCGACCCCGCCACUGCGCACAAGAUCUGCGCCAUGCUCGGAUACUCUUUGGUGAACCGCAGCAGUACAGUGGGCGGCAUGGGUCGCGUGGGGCGCAUGCAUCCACACGUGGGGCUCGAGCACGCAGAGCACAUGCACUCAGAGCACGAACACAGCGCGGCGCAGUCCUUUCGCGCAUUUCAACGCCGCGAGGGUGGCCUGUUGCGCGAGCUGAAGGACUGCCGGCACGACUCUGCACACAUUCAUCUCGUCUGUAACAAUUACGAGUGCGGCAAACGUCGGACAAUUGGCGGGGGCACGAAGCGCAUUGUAGGCGGCGUUGAAGCGUCGCCCGGCGACUGGCCCUUUCUGGCCGCUAUCCUCGGCGGGCCCGAGGAGGUGUUCUACUGCGCCGGCGUGCUCGUCGCUGACCAGUGGGUCCUCACCGCCUCGCACUGCGUCGGCAACCACUCGGACGUGAACGGGUGGACGAUCCAGCUGGGCAUUACGCGGCGGCGCUCGCACGCCUACUACGGCCAAAAGGUGAAGGUGCGCCGCGUCGUGCCGCAUCCGCUUUACAACGUAGGCGUCGCGCACGACAACGACAUCGCACUCUUCCAGCUGGCGGUGCGUGUGCGCUACCACGAGCAGCUGUCCCCGGUGUGCCUGCCGCCUGCACGGCGUGCGCUGCAGCCUGGCACGAUCUGCACCGUCAUCGGCUGGGGCAAGCGCGACGACAAGGACAUGUCGGAGUACGAGCCUGCGGUGAACGAGGUGGAGGUGCCGGUUCUGAGCCGCGAGCUCUGCAACCAGUGGCUGGAGCACCGUGAUCUCAACGUCACCGCAGGCAUGGUCUGCGCCGGAUACCCCGAGGGCGGCAAAGAUGCCUGCCAGGGCGACUCCGGAGGGCCGCUCCUGUGCAAAGACCCCGAGGACCCAUCGCGCUGGUACGUGGGGGGCAUCGUGUCGUGGGGCAUCAAGUGCGCUCACCCGCGGCUGCCUGGCGUCUACGCAUACGUGCCCACUUACGUGCCCUGGAUCCUGCGCCAGCUGGAGCUCUACAACGACGACAACGCGCCCUCUGACGACACAUGAAC